This is a messenger RNA of Colletotrichum godetiae, 661 nucleotides long. RefSeq lists its product as uncharacterized. The transcript is spliced from 3 exons. Bases 5 to 403 code for a protein of 132 amino acids. Lineage: Eukaryota; Fungi; Ascomycota; Sordariomycetes; Glomerellales; Glomerellaceae. The record is from RefSeq and is a predicted model, not a curated record.
GGAUAUGCGCCGGCCGGACCUGAGUAUGUUGGGCUCCUUGUCCUAUCGCGAGUUGCACCCCUUUGCUAACCUCUGCUUCCGCGCAGUCGUCCCCUAUCAGGAACCCAAGGCCAAGGGCGACUCCACCGAGCUCUCCUCGACGCUGUCCUCUACCCUGCCAAUGGCUGCGAUGCUCACGCGCAACAAAUUUAUCGGAUGGGCUUCCGUUGUCUUCAGCAUUCAGACCUGGCUUGGAGAGAGCGAGGAGACCAAGAAGAGCUCCGCGACGCCCGGGUACUUCUCCGUGGGCAUGUCAGUCAUGGCUCUCGCCGUCAGCUACCUGCCCCUCUUCCUCCCUCCUCCCGCUCAAAGAGGAGGCGCCGCGACUGGCACCGGGCCCGCUGCCCCUGUUCCUCCCGCGUAGAUACCGGUGUCCACAUAACAAUCUGGGAAGGGGGUGGUGUAAGAGUGUGUUCAAUAUCACAUAUGGCUGCCACAUGAGACGAGGCACAUGGGCAGUGUCUAGGAGGGCAUUUUGACGAGUCGAUGAUGGCGUCAGGGGGGCAAAGCAUGGUGGAAAAUUGUAGUAUAAUACCUCUCUUGGAGAAAACCUAAAAGCGGGCGGAAGAAACGCCACGCGAUUGAUACUCAAAAAACUUAAUAGCAUCAAGUUGAACAUAUC